AUGACGGAACCCGGCGCUGACGCCGAGCUCCGCAAGCUCGUGUUGCUCGAGUGCCUCGGCGUCUACGACCACUCCCUCGCCAUCAAGAUCGGCGUCCACUUCUUUCUCUGGGGCAGCGCUAUCAAGUUUCUUGGAACGAAGCGUCAUCAUGACAAGUGGUUGGUGGCCACGGAAAAUUAUGUAAUCAAGGGUUGUUUUGCCAUGACAGAACUAGGUCACGGGAGCAAUGUGCGAGGCAUUGAGACAAUAGCAACUUAUGAUUCAAAAACAAGAGAGUUUAUCUUAAAUACUCCAUGUGAAUCUGCUCAGAAGUACUGGAUUGGUGGAGCUGCUAACCAUGCUACACACUUUGCUCAGCUUCUUAUAAAUGGGAAAAACGGAGUCCAUGCUUUUGUAGCUCCAAUUAGGGAUGAAGAUGGAAAUGUGUUGCCUAAUAUCCAUAUCGCUGACUGUGGCCAUAAGAUUGGAUUGAAUGGUGUUGAUAAUGGGAGGAUUUGGUUUCAUAAUAUAUGUGUUCCUCGCGAGAACUUGCUGAAUUUGGUUGCUGACGUUUUGCCAGAUGGGCAAUAUGUUAGCACGAUAGAUGAUCCAGAUCAGAGGUUUGCAGCUUUUCUGUCUCCGCUUACUCUUGGUCGAGUAAACAUUGCAGUUAACUCGGUCUACAUUUCAAAGGUCAGCCUAGCGAUUGCUUUAAGGUACAGUUUGUCAAGGAGAGCCUUUUCAGUUACACCAGAUGGUCCUGAAAUGCUGUUACUUGAUUAUCCCAGCCACCAGCGACGCCUUCUACCACUGCUAGCAAAAGUAUGCCUGAUGAGCAGUGCUGGUAAUUUUAUGAAAAGGAUGUAUGUUAAGAGGACUCCUGAAAUGAGCAAAGCCAUACACAUCUACUCUAGUGCUCUGAAAGCUACACUAACUUGGCAGAAUAUGACUACCCUUCAGGAGUGUCGUGAGGCCUGUGGUGGCCAAGGUUUGAAAACAGAGAACCGUGUAGGAAUCUUCAAAGCUGAGUUUGAUGUCCAGUCCACAUUUGAGGGUGAUAAUAAUGUUCUAAUGCAGCAGGUAAGCAAAGCACUUUAUGCUGAACUUUUGGCGGCACAAAAGAAGAAGAAGCCAUUCAAGGGAUUGGGGUUGGAACACUUAAAUGGUCCAAGCCCUGUUAUUCCUGAUAAUCUGACGAGUAGCAUAUUAAGGAGCUCCAAAUUCCAGAUGGACUUGUUCUGCUUAAGGGAGCAAGAUUUACUAAAGCAGUUUGCUGAGGAAAUUUCUCACCAUCUGGCUCAAGGAGAAAUCAGAGAAAAGGCAUUGAUGCUGAGCUACCAACUCGCCGAAGACUUAGCUAGAGCAUUUACUGAGCGUACGAUCCUCCAAAUAUUUUUGGAGGAUGAGAUGAAUGUUCCUGCUGGUUCCCUAAAGGAGGUGCUGGGCUUGCUGAGGUCUCUGUAUGUCAUGGUUAGCAUAGAUGAAUCUACAUCUUUUCUAAGAUACGGGUAUUUGUCACAUGAGAAUGUAGCCGGUGCGCGGAAAGACGUCAUGAAACUGUGCAGUGAACUGAGGCCCCAUGCGCUUGCUGUUGUCAAUUCUUUCGGAAUUCCUGAUGCUUUCCUCAGUCCACUUGCUUUUGACUGGAUUGAGGCUAAUGCAAUGUCUUCCGGGAGCCACUGAUAUCAAACUGCCAUGUAACAGCCAGGUUGUCUUCAUUAUAGCAACUAGGUUGUCCUGUAAAAGUACUGAAGAUGGACGGCAGAAACAUAGAUAACAUACAACAACAGGUGCAUUGCUGCUUUCUGUAGUUCACACAGUUUACAAUAAUUGUUGUGCAGUGUAUAGUUUAAGAGACUGAUGCUGCGAAAGGGGAGUUUGUUGUAAUAUGUUCUUCGCAAUAGACAUACUUGAACAACCGGAUGUAGCAUUAUAUUACAUAUAAUGUGGCUCACAGAGUAAAUAAAUUACUGGGUGUUGUAACCAUGCUUUUUAAA
Molecule: messenger RNA, 1976 nt
Organism: Phragmites australis (common reed)
Lineage: Eukaryota; Viridiplantae; Streptophyta; Magnoliopsida; Poales; Poaceae
Product: acyl-coenzyme A oxidase 3, peroxisomal-like
Biological process (GO): lipid homeostasis; fatty acid beta-oxidation using acyl-CoA oxidase
Cellular component (GO): peroxisome
Molecular function (GO): FAD binding; acyl-CoA oxidase activity; fatty acid binding
Source: RefSeq, a predicted model, not a curated record